Molecule: messenger RNA, 1261 nt
Organism: Ictalurus punctatus (channel catfish)
Lineage: Eukaryota; Metazoa; Chordata; Actinopteri; Siluriformes; Ictaluridae
Product: trypsin
Exons: 5
Coding region: 126-887 (253 amino acids)
Biological process (GO): proteolysis
Molecular function (GO): serine-type endopeptidase activity
Source: RefSeq, a predicted model, not a curated record
AACGGACACUGGUGCCACAUCUACAUGGCUCUCUUCAUAAAUCAUGCAAUGACACGGUUUCUGCUGGCAUGACAUUUAGAUUUUAUUAUUAUUAACUGGUGUGUUCAGUAGCAGGUGCUAAAGAUAUGGCUCAAGUCUGGGGAGUAGUGAUCCUUGUCCUAACUAUGAUGAUCCAAGUCUCGUUGACCCAAAGGAUCAUUGGGGGCCAAGAAGUCGUGCCUCAUUCCAUCAAGUACCAAGCAUCUCUUCAGUUUGGGAAAAAUCACUAUUGUGGAGGCAUACUGAUCCACCAGCAAUGGGUGGUGUCUGCUGCCCACUGCUGGAGACCGAGCAGCAUCAUUCAGGUGGUUCUGGGUGCACAUAAUCUGGAAGCUGAGGACGGAUCUGAGCAAGUUUUCAACGUGUCCAAAAUCAUAUCCAACCCUACCUACAACCCGAAAACAUACAAUGGUGACCUCAUGCUUCUGAAGCUGAGCCACCCGGCUGUUCUAAACGCCUAUGUCCAGCCGGCUCACCUCCCAGAUGAGAGCACGCCUCCGCUAGAUGUUGGAACCACCUGCACAGUGAGCGGCUGGGGCGUCACACGCAUCUACAGCUUCUACCUGUCUCCUGUGCUCCGUGCUGUGGAUGUGGACUACAUCCCCAACUGCCAGUACUACUACUCCUUCAGGGUCAAUGAGAACAUGAUAUGUGCCGGAUCUCGCUUUGGUGGCAAAGAUUCUUGCCAAGGUGAUUCGGGGGGACCGCUCAUGUGCAAUGGCUUUCUGGAAGGCAUCGUGUCCUGGGGAAUAGGCUGUGCCAAUCCCUACUACCCAGGAGUCUACACCAAAGUGAGGAACUACAACAAGUGGAUCUCUGGGAUCAUCACAAGUGACAGUCAGUCCUAAAAAAAUAAUCAGGAAAAAGGUUUUAGUUUCAGACUUUUUGCAUGUAGAAGACAAUACGCUGGAAUCAAGUUAAUUUAGCUUGAACUUGGGAAGAAAACAGCCGUGGCGUAUAUCCACAUGCAUAAUUCAUUAACUAAUUAAAGGCUAGUGAGUUCUGCUGACACAGCAGUGUCUAGAUUAAUGAUCAUAUAACAUCUAAGCACAUUUUAAUUGAAUCCUUCUCUGUCAUCUGUCAUACGCCUGCUUUAAUUUGUCAACAAUAUGCGUUUUGUUUAUAUACCAAUUUUGGCAUAAAGCUGAAUAUUUGUAAUUGAUUAUUGUUUAUAUCUCAGAAUAGUAGAAAUAAAGGUGUUAUUUAGAAGUAUUGAAGAAGG